Messenger RNA from Talaromyces atroroseus, 1500 nucleotides. RefSeq lists its product as hypothetical. The record is from RefSeq and is a predicted model, not a curated record. Gene Ontology annotation, cellular component: cytoplasm. Gene Ontology annotation, molecular function: exopolyphosphatase activity. The transcript has a single exon. The coding region runs from base 1 to 1500 and encodes 499 amino acids. Lineage: Eukaryota; Fungi; Ascomycota; Eurotiomycetes; Eurotiales; Trichocomaceae.
AUGCCUCCAGAUGUCUACUUGAAUCUGGGCCACUCAAACACGCAUUUCCCAGGCCUUCUGCCCUUUCUCAAACACGCCCGCCGCCAUUUUCUGCCCACAACAAGAAAUGGGCACACUCCGGUGUAUGUGUUGGGCAACCAGUCCGCAGACCUGGAUUCUAUGAUCUCUGCUAUUGUCUACUCGUACUUCUUCUCGCGAACUGAUAAAGAUAGACGAGGCUACGUACCCCUGGUGAAUUUGCCGGAUGUGCCCAGUGGGCCGGAGCUGAGGAGGUUAAGGCCAGAGUUUGCUUGUGCCUUGGAGCAUUCCCUUUCAUCUCCACAAUCUGCAUCUGCACCGGUGCCUGAAGGGAAGAAUGCCGAUAGAGAUGGCAUUGUGAAAUUGCUCAAAGAGCACAUAGUGACUGUGGCCGAUCUGCGCGAUGCACUUUUAUCAGCUGCGGAUGACGAGGGCAACAAGGGUGACGGUCAGAACUCGAAACUGGAACUGGACUGCGUCUUAGUGGAUUGGAACAGUCUCCCGCAUAAGGCAUCGGGUAGAGGGAAAGGCUCAAUAGAUGGUCUUUCUGAUCUUGCUACGUUCUCUGUCACCGGAUGCAUUGAUCAUCAUGUCGACGAAGGCUUUGUGCCUCCAUUGGGAAAUCUGCCAGAGGGGAAUCCGCGGAUUAUCGAACUUGGUCCCGGCUCAUGCACCAGUUCAGUCAUUUGCGAGAUCCAAAAGCGCGGUUUAUGGCCCUCAUUGCUCGCUCUGGAAGCUGAGAGACGCGAUGACGAAGAUGAUCAUGGGGAUAUACAAGUUGCCAAACUUGCUCUCGCAGCAAUCCUGAUUGACACUACCAACCUCACAGCGGAAGGGAAAGUAACUGAUGUCGAUCGGGAAGCGGUUUCAUUCCUCACGGAAAGAAUUUCAUUGUCCUCCACCCCCGGUGCAGGAAAGAAAUGGAAUCGCGAUUCAUUCUUUGAACAUAUUAGUUAUGCGAAAGCCCAUAGUCUGGACUGGCUAACUGUUGAAGAGAUCCUUGGUCGAGACUAUAAAGACUGGGUUGAGUCUACUCCUUCAGGCGAGGAAAGAGCCAUUGGAAUCGCUAGUGUUGUACGUCCACUGGAAUGGAUCGUCAGUAAGGCGAAUGAAGAGGACGACAACAAAUCAAAGGACCAGAACCUGCAGCCGUUCUUGAACAAGCUGAAGAAAUUCGCGACUGGGAAGCAUCUAGAUGUGGCAUCUGUGAUGACGGCAUUCACCUCAGAAGAUGCUAAUGGCGACGACGCAGGACGUUUUGCAAGAGAACUGCUUGUUUGGGGACUCAAUGGUGACUCCGAUGCAUAUACCCAGAAGUUCAUGUGCGCUGCAAAGGAGCAAUUGGAUUUGCAGAAAUGGAAUGGCUUCCCUGCUGAGGGCAGCCAAGAAUAUACGGGAGAUUUGUUUGUUUGGAAACAGGGAAAUUUAGCUAAGAGUAGGAAGCAAGUCGCGCCAUUGCUGAGGGAAUCGGUUAAAAGCUGA